Drosophila persimilis is the source of this 4584-nucleotide messenger RNA. RefSeq names its product splicing factor, arginine/serine-rich 15 (gene Isha). The coding region runs from base 58 to 4140 and encodes 1360 amino acids. The transcript has 10 exons. Gene Ontology annotation, cellular component: nucleus. The record is from RefSeq and is a predicted model, not a curated record. Gene Ontology annotation, molecular function: RNA binding. Lineage: Eukaryota; Metazoa; Arthropoda; Insecta; Diptera; Drosophilidae.
AAGUAUGCAAUAUUGAAAUUUGUGAGUGUUCGAAGUGCGUGAAACCAACAAUUGAACAUGGAAACUGUUGUGGCUUUCAACAAUGAGCUCUCCGGACUCUAUGACAGCCGACCGCCCAUAUCCAAGGCCAAAAUGGCCGCAAUUACGAAGUCGGCAAUGCGAGCCAUCAAGUUCUAUAAGCAUGUCGUCCAGAGCGUGGAGAAGUUCAUAUUGAAGUGCAAGCCGGAGUACAAGGUGCCGGGCCUGUAUGUUAUCGACUCGAUUGUGCGUCAAUCGCGCCACCAGUACGGGCCCGAGAAGGAUGUAUUCGCCCCCCGCUUCCAGCGAAACCUCACAGAGACCUUUGCCAAUCUCUUCCGCUGUGCUCCCGAAGAUAAGAGCCGCAUCAUUCGCGUCCUCAAUCUCUGGCAGAAGAACAAUGUCUUCAAGUCGGACGUCAUCCAACCCAUCUUCGAUCUGGCCGACCCCAACCACCCCAUUUACCAUCAAAUGCAAAUGCAAAUGCAAAUGGGCGGUGGAGCCGGACCCGGUGGCAAUGUGGGGCCUGGUCCCAGCAGCAGUGGCGCCCUUAGUCUGGCCGAUAUCUCCAGUGGGCCUAAUGGCCUCAACACCUCUGGAUUGAGCAACAUGGACCUGAGCAUGAACAGUGGCGCGGGAGACGACAAAAUGGGCGGGGUGCCCGAUUUAUCGAUGGGUCAUGAGAAAUCCUACGGUGGCGGUGUCAGCAGCAGCAGCUCAAAGCGUCAUCAUUCGGAUCAGCAUUAUAUGAAGCGUCAAUCGGGAUCGUCGAGCAAGUCGCAUCAUCACAAAUAUAGCAAGACCUCGCACGAAAUCGACUACGAUGUGCGCUCGAUCAUGGACGACGAGGAGGACAACAUGCAGCGGAUGAUGGCCGAUGAUCAUCAUCAUCAUCAUGGCCAUCACUGCAUGGGCGACGACUCGCCCCCUACUUCAUCCAAUCUGCUAGACAACAACAAUCUCAAACAACUGCUCAACGAUCCGAAUGUGCUGCGACAGCUGCAGACACUGCAGAAUUUCCAGAAGUUCAAGCAACAGGAGGAAAACCAAAAGAUGCGCUACCAGGACGAUGCCCUCCAACAGCAUUUGCAGAACGUGUUGAAGGGCACUGCUGGCAUGCCCCCUGGGAUGGGAAUGGGCAUGGGCAUGAACCUCAACCACAGUGACGGGCAGGACAUGAACAAGGACGUGGAGUUCAUAUCGGAGCAGCAGUCGAUUGAGGUGAUCAAUCUGGAUGGGGCCGAUUCGCGGAGUCCAACGCCCGACCGGGAGAGGUACAAGCGGAGCCGGAGGAACAGCAGCCGCAGUCGUUCUCGCUCACCACGUGGACGAGGUGCUGGAGGCGGCGGUGGCGGCGGCGGGGGUGGAGGCGGCAAUGGCAACGAUCGACGUCGUCGCGGAUCCCGAUCGCGCAGUCGUUCACCUCGUUCCAGUAGACGCCGAGGAUCGCGGGACCGCGAGCGCAUGGAACGCAACAAUCGGGACAAGGAGCGUGACCGGGAGCAUGAGCGUGAGCGCCGCAAGAAGGGGCUGCCUGAUAUUAAAAAGGAUCACCUCAGUGUAUGCAGCACCACCUUGUGGGUGGGCCAUCUGUCCAAGCUGGUCUACCAGGAGGAGCUGUCCGACACCUUUGGGGAGUACGGCGACAUAGUAAGCAUCGAUCAGAUUGUGCCACGCGGAUGCGCAUUCAUAGUGAUGAAUCGUCGCCAGGAUGCGCACAAGGCCAUGCAAUCGCUGAAGAAUCACAAGCUCCAGGGACGGGCCAUAACCAUCUCCUGGGCCGCCGGCAAGGGGGUGAAGAGCAAGGAGUGGAAGGACUUUUGGGACCUGGAGCUGGGCGUUACGUACAUACCCUGGAGCAAGCUGAGUCCGGAGACGGAUCUCGACACCCUCGAGGAGGGCGGCAUGUUCGACGAGGACACCAUGCCCAGCUGGAUUAAGCAGAAGAUCAAUCAGGCCAAAAAUGUCGGCAAGGAGAAGAACACGGCGUCAACUCCAGAGACCGCUACGGCAUCCGUUCCUGGCCCACCGCCAGGACUAAUGUUCGGCAUCGAUACAACACAGCCGCCUCCAGUGGGACCCGUGGGUCCAGUGGGUCCACCCCCACCGCUCGGCCCCGGCGCACAACCUCCACCCGGACUCAUGGGCAUGGUGAGAGGCCAGUACCCCAUGGCUCCCCCCAUGGGGAUAGGCAUGCCGCCUCCGAUGAUGAUGCCACCGACAAAUAUGCCGCCACCGAUGAUGAUGCCGACGACAACCAUGCCUCCACCAAUGAUGAUGCCACCGGGCAUGAUGCCGCCCGGUUUUCCAGGAAUGGGUGGACCCCCUCAUCCUAUGGGUAUGCCUCACGGAGGGCCAUUUCCGCCGCCCGGAGCAGUGCCACCUCCUAUGGCCGGAAGCGCCCCACCCGCGGGCAACAGUGGUAAUAUAAGCGACGAUCAAAUGGACAUUGAAAUGGAUCUAGAGGAUGCCCCGCCCCCGAUGCCACCACAGCAACAGCAGCAGCAGGCCAGCUUCAAUCCGCCUAUGGCCAAUCCCAACAAUGUGGAGGCAGUGGUGGCUGCCGCUGCCAACGAGAUGUUCCAGAGGGAACGGGAGCGUUCCCGCGGCCCAGGCGGCGGCGGCGGCUCACGUUGGGGCGGACGCGAUGACGUGGCAGAAGCUGCCGAACGCUGGAGAGCCGAAAACGGCGGUGGACCGGGGGGAGCUGGUCCUGGACCUGGGGCUGGACCAAAUGUCGCAUUCAAUGAGGCGCGAGCUCGACUCAACCUGAAUCCACUUGAGCAUGGAAUGCAGAGGCCAGACUUUAUGGGCGCGGACUUUGAUAAUCGCGGUGGACCGGGUCCUCGUGGAAUGGGGCCACGCAGUGGGAACCUAAAUGGAGGCGGAGGACCGGGUGGACCAGGAGGAGACUUCUUCCCGCCCAACAUGAACAACAGCCGAUUCAAUCAGCCCACCAGCCUGAUGCAAAUGCGUAUACCGCCGCCGGCGGCCUUUAAUCAGCGUAUGGGUGGACCCCCUAACAAUGCUGGCAAUGGCGGUGCCGUGGGACCAAUGUUCAUGCGCAACCAGGGCGGCAAUGGCGGUGGUGCCGGCGGACCUGGUGGACCCGGUGGACGACAACAGGGACAGGGACCAGGCUUCUUCAAUCCCCGGAAUCCCUUCAAUGAUAAUCAACGCGGACGUGGAGGCCCUGGUGUGAAUGCGAGGAAUGCCACAACCGGAGGCGGCGGGCGAGGACGCUGGAGCGACGAUGAGGAUGAAGUCGGCAACAAUUUCAACAAGCGUCGUGCCGGUCCUGGAGGUCCUGGCGGUAAUCGCUUCCGUGGAGAUCGAGAGGGCGACAUUCCCGACGAUCGCCGUGGCAACAACGCGCGUGGCGGGCGCGGACCAAGAGAAGAACGUGACCGUCCAGGUUUUGGAAAUAGACGCGGCUCGCGAGAUGACAGUAGUCGACAUUCAAUGAGUUCCACGGAUGAAGGAAACAGCAAAUCCAUAUCGGAAACGGAUUCCAGGGAAAAGAAUCAGGAGACGCCGCUGUCCAGCACUAAUACGCUUUCAGUGCCAACACCAGCCCAAGCAUCAGCUCCAGCCCCAGCAACUGCUGAGACGGCGGACACCGAGGAGGACUGGGACCGUGAGCUGCAGGACUAUGAAGCGAGAAUGGAGGCAGAGCAAGCAGCUAAGGCCGAGCGAGAUGUACCAGAUGUUACUCCAGUUGGUGCAGAGCAAAGAGCGGCCUCUGGGUCGCCGGUGGAGAAUUUCGCAAGACCAGCGGAAGUGGCGAACGAUUUUCCGGCACUAAAACAAUCAGAUGCUUCACCCGCCUGCACGCCCCUCUACGAUGAGCUGCCACCACCCUCAGCCCCAACCCCAGCCCUAGCUCCCGCUGAGCCAGAAAGCAGAGUAGAAGUACCUGCAGAAGCAGAAGCCGAAGCAGCUCCUCCACAGAAACCUGAAUUUAUUCGCACAGAGGCUGUGCCCAAAGACGAAUCCCCUUCAACUCCUGCUCCAGCUCUGGAAAUACAAGAUGAAGCUCCAAAAAUGGAUGCUACACAGUCAGAAGCUCCAUUAUCGGAGGAGUCAUCCAAUCCAGCGGUGACUGUCGAGGCUGAAGCAUAGAAGACAGAUUAGAUCAGCAGAAUCAAAUUGCAUCUUUGUGGUGAAUUCUGAUUGAAUUCCCAUCAGGAAAAGUGUAAUUCAUGAUUUUCCUUACCCAGUAACUUAUACAUGUGUAAAAUCCAAACAUACGAACCUAUUUAAAUCUUUUCAACCUGAGAUUUCGUGGCAUUUCACGUACUUUAAGCUGAGUACCAGCAACGCAACCAAAAUUUUUGAAUGAAUUACUCUACUCGUAAAAUACAAUAGGAACGCAAGGACCGGAGGGACUACGUGUUCGUGUACGCAUUCAUACACGGAUAUAGAAAAUACUUAGCAAAAGCAAGAGAAUGUGAGAGUUUGGAGGGAAAUUGACAAAGCAACGCAGAAGCGGAAAGAAAAUCGGCAAUCGCAGAACUUGAAGUGUUUAUAAUUUUGUUAUGUAUUUAGUUUUAAGGGUCUAUUUAA